AUGACAAAGGACGGUGGAGCCAAUCUGAGACAAGGGAAGAUGGAGGACGUGGAGACCAUCGCGAACUUCAACUGUGCGAUGGCAGAAGAAACGGAGGGCUUACAGCUUGAUCGGGGUGUAGUGAUAAAAGGGGUGCAGGCAGUCAUGUUGGACGCAGCCAAGGGCAGGUACUACGUGAUCGAAGAGGAAGGGCAGGUUGUCUCAUGCCUCCUCAUCACCUUCGAGUGGAGUGAUUGGAGGAACAGCAACUAUUGGUGGAUACAGUCGGUAUAUACUCAUCCGUCAUACAGGAGGAAGGGGCACUUUAGCAAGCUGUUCAAGCAUGUGGUGACGGAGGGAAGAGCAGCAGGGGCAGCAGCCGUUCGGCUCUAUGCUGACAGUCAGAACUUGAGGGCUCAGGAAGUGUACAGGAAGCUUGGGAUGACCUCGCACUACCUUGUCUUCGAGACUCAAUGCUGA
This is a messenger RNA of Guillardia theta CCMP2712, 459 nucleotides long. RefSeq lists its product as hypothetical. Lineage: Eukaryota; Cryptophyceae; Pyrenomonadales; Geminigeraceae. The record is from RefSeq and is a predicted model, not a curated record. The coding region runs from base 1 to 459 and encodes 152 amino acids. The transcript has a single exon. Gene Ontology annotation, molecular function: acyltransferase activity, transferring groups other than amino-acyl groups.